AUGACUGAUAAAAUAGAGUUGUAUGAAGUUGUUGGAUGCUCUCCAAAAAAGAGAAGAAAAGAAGAUGGUGCUGUUUUUCCUGCAUGCAAGACUUAUAUGUACGAGGAAACUCCGAGCAGUCAUGUUCAAAUUAAUCCUGAUGGUGUCCUAAAACUGAUGCAUGACGUAAAGGUACUGUCCACGAUUCAGACUCCUUACAGAGGAAGCUUUUAUUUGGAAGAGUUAUGGAAAGUAAAUUGUGUGGGGAUAAACUUGAUCUGGAUAAGAGGACGAGAUGAAACACUUAGACUUAUAGACAGAAAUGGAUCUCUGUUGGAAACAGUAAAGACUUCCUACGUUGUCUCAGCCAUGACUGUAAACUCAAACCAGGAACCAGUUUUUUUAAUUGGUUUGUCCGAUAGACAUGUGUACAUUUACAGGAUUAACAAGGUUGAGAUACUUCUUGAAUUAACUGACUGGCUUGCAAGAGACCUACAUUAUACUGUGAAUGGAGAUCUACUACUGAGCAUGCACACUAAAGAUGGCGUACAGAGUAAAGUGGUACGAUACACAGGGACAAAACAGAUUCUGGAGAUUCAGUAUGACAGUACGGGACAACCUUUGUUUGGUACUAAAAUGGGGGGUAUGCUUAAUCUCACUGAAAAUGGCAACGGUGAUAUUUGUGUGGCUGCCUUUGGUUGCAAGUCCGUCACUGCGGUCGAUACAUCUGGGUGUUUACGGUUCAAAUUCCAGGGUAACUGCAAUCAUAUGAAAAACACACUAUUUUUACCAUCUAAUAUCGCAACUGAUGUCAAUAAUCAAAUACUGAUAACUGACAGUUCAAGUAACGUGGUCCAUAUUAUAGAUUGUGAUGGUAACUUUGUUCGAUAUAUAGAAUAUCCGUGCAAUGGGGGAAUAAGUAUUGAUAUUGACCACAAUCUUGUUAUUGGAGAUAGGACCACUGGAGAAAUCCGAUUCAUUAAAUAUCUGGAGUAA
This is a messenger RNA of Saccostrea echinata, 975 nucleotides long. RefSeq lists its product as uncharacterized. The record is from RefSeq and is a predicted model, not a curated record. NCBI's taxonomy places the organism in Eukaryota, Metazoa, Mollusca, Bivalvia, Ostreida, Ostreidae. The transcript has a single exon. The coding region runs from base 1 to 975 and encodes 324 amino acids.